Molecule: messenger RNA, 2263 nt
Organism: Mytilus trossulus (common blue mussel)
Lineage: Eukaryota; Metazoa; Mollusca; Bivalvia; Mytilida; Mytilidae
Product: retinal dehydrogenase 2-like
Exons: 15
Coding region: 173-1657 (494 amino acids)
Molecular function (GO): aldehyde dehydrogenase (NAD+) activity
Source: RefSeq, a predicted model, not a curated record
UAAUGUUGAUUCAUAACAACUGAUAUAAUAAAGUAGCUGCUUAAAUUGUCAGCAGGCUGACAACUGCUGAGCUCGCUGCUGGUCCAACAGCCUCAAAACUGUUACUGUUAAAAGGUCCUAUUUGAAAAGAAGACAGCUGUUGGUUAUAAGGUUAUAGAUCAUAGUGUGCAAGAUGGGAUUACCAAAACCUCAAGCAAAACCUGAAAUCAAAUACACUAAGCUCUUUAUCAAUAAUGAAUGGGUGAAUUCUACAAGCGGGAAGACAUUUCCAGUAGUGAAUCCUGCAACUGGAGAAAAGAUUGUUGACAUACAUGAGGGAGACAAGGCUGAUAUUGACAAAGCUGUAAAAGCAGCUCAAGCAGCGUUCCAACCAGAUUCAACAUGGCGGACAAUGGACGCCAGUACACGUGGAGAACUGUUACAAAAACUGGCGGAUCUUAUUGAGAGAGAUGCAGUUUAUAUAGCUAGUUUAGAAACGCUAGACAAUGGAAAACCGUUUAAAGACUCAUAUGGCAUUGAUGUUCCAUAUACCAUCAAAUGUUUACGAUAUUUUGCUGGAUGGUCAGACAAGAUACAAGGAAAGACGAUACCCAUGGAUGGAAACUUUUUCUGCUACACUCGUCACGAACCAGUUGGAAUAUGUGGACAAAUUAUUCCAUGGAACUUUCCAUUACUUAUGAUGGCCUGGAAGAUUGGACCAGCUCUCUGCUGCGGAAACGUCGUGGUGUUAAAGCCUGCCGAACAAACACCACUAACAGCCCUUUAUACAGCACAAUUGGCUAAGGAGGCUGGUUUUCCACCCGGAGUGUUGAAUGUUAUUCCUGGAUAUGGACCAACCGCUGGAUCAGCCAUUUCUCACCAUCCUGAUAUUGACAAGGUCGCAUUUACAGGAUCGACUGAAGUGGGUCAACUUGUGAUGGAAGCUGCAGCAAAGACCAACCUGAAGCGUGUAACAUUAGAACUUGGUGGUAAAAGUCCAAAUGUUGUGUUCGCUGAUGCUGACUUGGAUUUAGCAGCUGAUAUGUCUCACUUCGGAUUAUUCUUUAACAUGGGACAAUGUUGUUGUGCUGGAUCAAGAACAUAUGUACAGGAAGAAAUUUAUGAAGAAUUUAAGAAAAAAUUGGUAGAGAGAGCAAAGAAGAGGCCUGUUGGGAAUCCCUUUGACGAAAAGCACGACUCCGGACCACAGGUUGACAAAGAUCAGUUUGAAAAGAUAAUGGAAUUGAUUGAUAGCGGCAAAAAGGAAGGUGCAAAACUUGAAUGUGGAGGAAAGAGAAUUGGAACUAAGGGUUACUUCAUCGAACCAACUGUAUUCUCUGAUGUUAAUGAAGAUAUGAGAAUUGGAAAAGAGGAGAUAUUUGGCCCAGUACAACAGAUUAUUAAGUUUAAAACCAUGGAUGAAGUGAUUGAGAAAGCAAAUAAAACAUCAUACGGUUUAGCUGCUGCUGUUUUUACAACAGACAUCAAUAAAGUAAUGACCUACACCAGUCGUGUCAAGGCUGGAACUAUCUGGGUAAAUUGCUACAAUAUAUUGAGGACGACUUGUCCAUUUGGUGGCUUUAAGAAAUCAGGAAUGGGCAGAGAGCUUGGAGAAUAUGGUUUACAUCAAUACUCAGAAGUGAAAACGGUCAUCGUUAACACACCAACAAAAGUGUAAAAACUGGUUGAAGUUGAAGGAUACUUUGUUAUAGUGACACUAUUUUACUAUUAAUUUAGUAACACUAGAUAUAUAUAUAUAUAUAUUAUAUAUUAUAUUUGUAAAAAUGCACAGUUGCGAUUUGGUUCAUAAUUCUAAUUAUUUGAAACAAAAUCUAUGAGGUUAAGUAUAAUGAUCGUUAAUGAUUGUGAAGUAACUAGAAGCACAUUGUUUCAUUUGUAUUGUACUCAACUUUAUGAACAAAAACGAUAUUUCUUAUAUGCAAAUAUUUGGAACUUGCAAGUUUUGUUAUGAGCAAUUCACAAAUGAUAAUAACCAUAUUCCCAGUAAACCUUACAAGUUUGAUAUCAACAUUGACAAUUAAGCCUUUUCGGUAUCUUUCUUGCAUUCAUCGAUCAUUUCUGUUUAUAUCAAUUUUUGUUAUGAUUGUCAUCUUAUCUUAUUACUAUUAUGAUUAAAUGAGGUAUGUAAUAUGAGAUUUGACAUAUAGUUUACAGAAAUUAAUUUAAUUUUCUUACCUUUAGAAUAUUUCAUUGUUUUGCAUGUUAGAUAAUGGAUUCAUUUAACUUAUAUUUAAUAUUUAUUGGAAAUAAAACGUAUAUAUUA